CACUGCACUGCACUGCACUGCACUGCACUGCGCGGCACCGACGACAAUUCUCUCCUCCAUUUCUCAUCGCGGCCAACUACCCUUCACUCUGCCGUUUCGACACCCAACUUCAUCCCCUCGCACAUUGCUCAUUGCUGCGAACCUGCCAGCAAGCAGCCCCAAUUCGAGACGACCGCUCAUUGCAAAAGGAAGGGGGUAACGACCCAAGACAAAAUCCAUAUACACGCUCGCCGCUCUCAUUCGAUUCCCAACUACGAGCCAGCCAGAACCUGAGAAAGACAAGUCAUCCACUCGUUUCGAGCCAGAGAGACGGGACAUCCUCGCCCUCGAGCGUUUGUGCCAGCUUUGGGCUGAUUGUGCCUCUUCGUCUGACAAUACCAUCCAUCCACCUCCACAUCCCCCCAUCCACCUCGUCCAGAACAAGAGCGAAGCCACACUCACAGCACGACUCCCUGCAGUCGUGAGUGAAUGGAGGGCCAGUCUUCUUCUGGUAAUUCUCAGUAUCAAUAUCAGGCUACUCAGUGGUCGCGUCUCGUCCGGCGCAACACUCUCGCUGCUGCUGCUGUUCCCAGCUCCUCUCCGCCCCCGCCUAGCAUUGCUGUAACCUCUCAGCUCCCUCCGCCACUGGAUCUGAUUCCUAUCCUUCUGCCUCAACAACCCUCAUACCACCAAGCCCAACUUGAUCAUUACAAUCGGCUCAUCACUGCUGGAAGAACAUCGCGUCUUCAGUCUUCGCCACUCCCCCCCUUGCUUUCUCCACAACACAUUCAGGCUGUGCCUGGACAACGAUCCAGCUCAGGUGGCAGCACCACGGCAAGAACAAACAAUUCAGCUGGGCGGGGUGGUCAUGGGAAUAAGGAGGCACGAAAAUCCAGUAAAGGAGAGCGCGCGCUCAUAACAGAGAAGGACAAAGCAGUCAAGAUGCCGGGCAAGAAAGCGGAGCUAAAUCAACUCCCAAUACGACCUCACGCACAGCAUAACAAUACCAACUUCUCGCAACAAUCAAGUUCGGUCCCCUCGACACCGCAUCAGCAUGCCAGGAAAUUUUCAUACGAAUCCCGAGAACCAUCCCCGAACGCGACGAAUAACCACUCGCCGCGUUCUGCAUAUUCGGAAUCGAAUAUACCCCUCCCACCAAAACCCCAUCCGGCGAAACGAGGAGGUUGUAAGUAUGAGACGGCUAUGGCGAACACUAGGCGGCGGAUACCUUACAGCGUAGGAGACAAGAAGCUGGAGAAGCUCGAUCAAUCUAAGAUCAAGAGCAGGCUGUCAGAGGAAGAAGAAGCGAAAGUUUCGGCUGAUAUGAAAAAGAAGUACGAUGGGUUAUUACCGACUGCUAAGAGCGACAAGAAUCGGGAAACGCUCGUGCAGAAACUGGAAGACCUUUUCAAUGGGCAAUGGCCUGGGCAUGACAUACGAGUGCAUGUUUUUGGCUCUUCUGGUAACAUGCUUGCUACUGACGACUCCGACGUUGAUAUAUGUAUCACGACAGAGUGGAAAGAGAUGGAGGGAGUGUGUAUGGUUGCUGAGCUACUAGCGAAGAGUGAGCCGUGCCGAUCUGUCUCCAGAUGAUAACUAAUUAUGAUUAGGUGGGAUGGAGAAGGUCAUAUGUGUGCCAAAUGCCAAAGUACCAAUCGUCAAGAUAUGGGAUCCGGAAUUAUCUCUUGCGUGCGACAUGAACGUAAAUAAUCCUUUGGCUUUGGAGAACACGCGGAUGAUCAGGACAUAUCUUCAAAUCGACCCUCGAGUACGACCGCUUGCCAUGAUCAUCAAGUAUUGGACAAAGAAGAGAAUACUCAAUGAUGCGGCUUUCGGUUGUACGCUGAGCUCGUACACUUGGAUAUGCAUGAUUAUCUUCUUUCUUCAGACUCGCAAUCCCCCGAUACUUCCAGCACUACAUCAGCGGCCGCACAAUAAGCUCCCUCCUAAAAAUGGCGUAGAGAGCGCUUUCGCAGACGAUCUCGAAGCCCUGGCAGGAUUCGGGAGUAACAAUAAAGAAACUCUUGGGGAACUUCUGUUUCAAUUCUUCCGGUUCUAUGGUCAUGGAUUUGAUCUUGACAACGGAGUUGUUUCCGUGCGGCACGGCAGGCAAUUAACGAAAGCUGAAAAGAAGUGGAAUACGGGGUUCGGAAAUCGAUUAUGCGUUGAGGAGCCCUUCAACGUAGGCCGCAAUCUGGGGAACACGGCCGACGACAUCUCAUUUCGUGGAGUGCAUAUGGAGCUGAGGAGAGCGUUCGAUCUGAUUUCCGAAGGAAAGCUAGAAGAAUGUUGUGAGCAGUAUGUGUUUCCUCCUGAGGAAAAGCAAACCAAUACAUUUCAGAGGCCGACUCAGAAACCAAAACCAAUUCUGCGGAGUAGCUCACAGUCGAGUCGGGGCGGCGGAAGAGGGGGUGGCCAUCGAGGAGGAGGACGACACAACCAGCACAAUCGAAAUGGGAAUAGUAACCGGAGAGCGUCAAGUGGAGCAUUUGACCACAAUCUCGGGUACAUACCCGGCCUCCCACCAAAUCUGUCACAACAGGAAGCAUGGCUCCAGCGUCAAGCCCAGACGCAGCUACACAAUGAUCUGUUCGCCACAUACUCGGUCCUACAAGCGCAGGAAAACAGUCUUCGUCUUCAACUGUAUGCGCAGGGUCUGCAGAACCAAGCUUAUGCCCAGUCACAUGGACAAGCACAAGUUAAUGGUGCUCCGGCCAAACAGCAUGCUACAGAUCGAAAUCGAACCAGUUCGUUUGACCAACCGCCGCUGACAGCUCCGAUCCGUCCAGAUAUGUACUUUUAUCCCCUUCAGUACCCAGCAACUCCGGGUAUGUAUGGUUACCAGACCCCAACUACGAAUCCUUCCUCUCCUUCACUGAGCUCGGCCGUGCCAGAAAUGAGACGGAGUAUGCACCGAUCAACGGUGACCAAUGGUACCAGCCAAGGUGGUCAGUCGACCAGUGCAUUAAGAUCACAAUCCCAGCCAGCAUCCCGUUCUGGACCAGUGCCCCUUUCUAUAAGCGGGAACGGAAUGCAUCAUCCUGGUCUUGGAAUAUAUCAACAGCUGCGUCCCGUCAAUGGAAAUAUAAUUCCAAGUUUCAUCCCAGAUGAAAAUUCGGAAUCCGCUAUGGAAUCUAGUUACGGCUCGCUGCCCGCGUCCGAAGACCCGACACCCAAGGAGUAUGUUGGUUAUUACGUUAAUGAUCCAACGCAGUUCUGGAGAAGACAAGCGAAUGCACCAAUGCCAGUUCCUACGUUCGGCGACCUCGGUCAAUCCCGAGCCGGUUCACGCCGAUUGUCAGCGGAACAGCUACCUCAGUCAAUCCUAGAUCGACUCAAGAGGCCGUCACGAUCUCCAUCGCCCUUGGGACAUGACCGGUCAUUUUCAACAGGUGCUCCACUGCCAUCCUUCUCCUCUCAAAAUGGUGUUUCCAACACGAAUCUCAGAGCCUUGAAUAACCAAACACCUAUUGUUGUAAAUGGCUCGAACCCAGUGCCAUUGUCGAUCCCAAACUGGCAAGCUUCUAUCAGUGACGGCUCGAUCUCCGAGGAUCGAAGUAGCGAUAUCUUCGUCGGUUCCUUAGACUCAGUUUCGCAAGCAUCGAGAGCUGGAAGUGACGGACUUGGUGAUCAUGAUCUAUCUGGGCAGGUCACACCUCGAGAUACUCGACCAGAAAAUCGAACUCAGCCUCCUAUGGUUGUGAAUGGGUCUACACCGCUGCACAGUGAUGUGGGGAGUGCAUCUUCCAGUAUGACAUCCUCAAUCGAACAUGCUCCGCAGCCGGUCAACCCGAACGCUACUUUACUGCCCAUAGAUACGAACGGUCAGCUUCGGCUCUCACCGAAUUCUCGCAAUAAGUUGGCUCGGCAAAAUGGUGGGGUGUCUCCCCUUGACAUUGGUCUUGGCCUGGACUACAAUCGCGACGACUUGGCUCAUUUGUCUCCUGUCUAUGAAACACGAACCCCAUCGCCAACGGCAAACCGAAAGUUCGAGCCGGUUGAGAAGAAAUCGAACGGUGUACCACCAAAACCUACCCAGAAGACUGGACUGUCAAACGGCGUUGUACCUGUCCAACCCCCAGCGGUCUCAAAGCUAAAUGGGCACACUCGAGCUUCGAAGAGCGAAGGCGCCCCUGGCAAUUGGCAGAAAAUCCAAAAAUCCAAGAAGAAAGCUGGUAGCUCGGACAUGAAGAGUGGUGAUGGAGAGCCUCACGCCGAGAAGCUGCCAGUGCAUGUCAAUGAACGCAAGGGGGGCUAGAAGAACACAAGACGUCCACGCGAGGAUCCCAGGUUCGACUUGCGGAUGCCAAUUGGCAUUCGCCAAGUCGUGUCACGAUUGUAAAUGAGACGUGAUGGGACUGUCCCAGCUCCUUCACAUUCUUGGAUUUAGAACUUGGCUUGGAAUAGCCGUUUAUCCAGAAUGCGAGAGUUCUCGUCCCGUUUGUCCCACUCGGAUGCUCCAACGUUGUUUCCAUGUUAAUAGAAGGAGUGUGGUCCUGCUACUGAGGUCUCGUAGCUGAUUUUGUGUCGCCUAAGACUACAGAACCACCUGAAUUUGGCUUGGCCAAAGAGAUGUUCAUGAACUGGAAGAGCGUCGAAUAGGCUCACCGUGUCCGAAACUACUCCCACAUAUCAAAUGUCUGUGGUUUUACUUUGAUGCAUUUGCAAGCGCUCCAGGACGGGCUUCGUUUUCAAUUACUUUCCUGGUUUGUUUUACAUGUUGCGGGUUGCGAUGGGCAGGCCGCUUUGGUUUUGGCUUGGUUUGUCUCUUGAUAUACGUUGCAUGCGCUGGGGUUCUUUUUGGUUUGGCAUAUCAGCACUGGUUCAUCCCCCUUCCUGUUUACUAUUUUUGUUGUUGCCUAUGGGAUACGACUGGGUCGGCUCUGAGCGGGCAUAUAAGCCUUUGGUCACGGAGAGAUGUUACGAGAUCGAUGCUGCGACGACGACGAAGAAGUAGAAGAAGAUAAAAGACGGUGCGGUGGGGUGUCAAAGAUAUUGAUCGUGCGGACGCGACUUUGUAUGUUUUUAUAGAUCAGCGUUGGGCCGGGGCCACCUUCGGGAAGACAAAAAGGCUUUUCAUUUUUUUCAUCACCAUAUCUUUGGAUGAUGGGUACCAGAGCGAAUGGGAGCGAGCAUGAGAGAGCUAUGAUGAGCUUGGUGAGAUUCAAGGGGCGAAAAUACAGAUAGAUACCUUGACGGCUUGGAUGGCCUGUCUGAUAUACCAGUGGAUGAAAAGACAAAAAAUGAAAAUACUAAA
Messenger RNA from Cadophora gregata, 5236 nucleotides. RefSeq lists its product as uncharacterized. Gene Ontology annotation, molecular function: nucleotidyltransferase activity. The record is from RefSeq and is a predicted model, not a curated record. Gene Ontology annotation, biological process: RNA 3'-end processing. NCBI's taxonomy places the organism in Eukaryota, Fungi, Ascomycota, Leotiomycetes, Helotiales, Ploettnerulaceae. The coding region runs from base 1595 to 4237 and encodes 880 amino acids. The transcript is spliced from 3 exons.